This is a messenger RNA of Racocetra persica, 142 nucleotides long. Lineage: Eukaryota; Fungi; Glomeromycota; Glomeromycetes; Diversisporales; Gigasporaceae. The record is from the annotation of a GenBank genome assembly.
AGAGAAAAAAGUUAUUAAGAAAGAUAUUGAUAAGAUAGAUAAAGACAAUAUAAAAGAAGUAAAAAAUAAUAAAGAAGAAAUCAUAGCUAAUGAUAAGCCUCAAUCAAAUAUACAAGGUAGUAAACAAAAGAAAACAUUAUAA